UCUGGAGUCUCUUCUUCCUGCAUCCAGGUCCUGAUAGUGACUUCAUUUUUCCAGCCUGACACUUGGCCUGCUUCGUGCAGAAGAAGAAAGCAAAUUACAGGUUGGGAAUCAGAAUAUUUCAAAGAGGGGUGAAAAGGUUGGAGCAGAGUGACCGCCACAUAAUGAAGUGUCCGGUGAUGAUGUCCAGGCUGGGCCAAGAGACCAUCUACUGCCGGCCCGCGUUCAUUCAGACCCCAUGGCUGCUGUCCCUUCAAGGGGAGUUGGUGGCUUCUCUGGAAGAUGUCAGCCAGGUGGGAUUGCACGUGGACAUCAACAAGAAGCAAGACCUUCUUCAGAGGCAUGAGGUGCUGAACACCUCCCAGCAGCUCCUGACACUCUGGCUGGGGAGCAGUGACUAUGCCGACUCUUUAGAAGCCGCUUGCCCGUUGGUGUCAUCCCAGCCAGAGUCAGAGGCCUUAGUUCAUAUUCCCAAGCAGAAGCAAAAGAAGUUUGUGGUCAAAAAGGAAAGAGGUUUCCGUAUCAAGGAAAGUGUGAGCCUGAAAUUUCUCUGAGUCCAUACAGUGACAAAAAACGGGGACUUCGUGAUGGUCAGCAUCCUGGGGUGCUCGGGGUCCAUGUCAGUACAGCAAUGCCAGGUGGCUCAAGGAACCCCGGGAAUGAAAGCUCUCUGUAGGGGAGCCCUGAGCCUGGAGUUUGCUGAGUUGGCUGCUCCCCUCCUCUGGACCGUGGGGGUGCUUCUUCUAGUGUGUGGGUGAAUGAGUCACUGCGAGGGUGUGCUUGCUGGUGACAGGCACAUGCCACACGGGCCCUCUUUCCCUAGCCUUGUGGUUCUUUCUCCUGUGACAGGGCUUUCUCUUUCUGGGCCUGACAGGUCCCACACCCAACCAGGUAAGUGAUGGUGUCAGGCACGCUGGCAGGAACCAGCAUCGGCUCUAAGUGGUGUUAACUUCAAAAUAAAAAGCCGAAGUGGCAGCAACAAUCAUUUGAGAUAAAAGAAAGGGGUGGGGGACAGAGAAAGAGAGAGAGAGAGAGAGAGAGAGAGAGAGAGAGAGAGAGAGA
This is a messenger RNA of Hipposideros armiger (great roundleaf bat), 1059 nucleotides long. RefSeq names its product ciliated left-right organizer protein containing ZP-N domains (gene CIROZ). Lineage: Eukaryota; Metazoa; Chordata; Mammalia; Chiroptera; Hipposideridae. The record is from RefSeq and is a predicted model, not a curated record.